UCGAUACAUCCGUAAACAAAACCGUAGCGGAUUCCAGCGACGCCUAGCAACGCAUAAACACCUUCUUGAAACUCAGAAACGUCAGAAGUUGCUUCGAAGAUGGACGACGAGAUAUCGGUUGAAGUUGCCUCCACUACACUGGAGGCAAUUAGUGGAACCCAGAUCGCCGUGGUCAAAAGUAAACCUGAACUAAGUGCCAGCACCGUCGUCGAGGAACUGCGUUUGAGGUCUAAGUCAAAAACUAAUGUUCCGUUGGUGCCAAAGCUGAGCUGCGAAAAGCUGACCAUCAAUGAUAGCCAAGAUCCGAGUUACAGGCACCUCCAGUUGCCCUAUUACGUGGUCUGUAGGCAGAGGUACACGAAAGCUGCCACCAAACAAAGACUUCAGUUCUUGAAGGAAGUCAGGAAGCAGGAGAUAUCGCAGUCGAGGGCACUGAGUGGUGUUCGGAUUCACAGGGAGUUUCUCAAUCCCGUGAUAACGCCGCCGAAAGCCGAGGAUGUUAUCAAUCUGACACCGAAACAGAAGUUCAAAAUACAACAGCUACUGAGGGAUUGAAAUAUUUUAUUUUACUAUUUUUUUUUUAACGAGAUGUGUACAACUUCUGACAAAUUGGAGAUUAACGAUACAUUAUACAAAUAAAAUACAUACACAAA
Molecule: messenger RNA, 653 nt
Organism: Zophobas morio
Lineage: Eukaryota; Metazoa; Arthropoda; Insecta; Coleoptera; Tenebrionidae
Exons: 2
Coding region: 100-555 (151 amino acids)
Source: RefSeq, a predicted model, not a curated record